GUCUGGCACGAAGGAUAUUGUUGUAUAGUUAACAUUACGUCAUUGGACGACGAGAUUACGAGAGAUUGCACCACGACAUGCAACUCAAAACAAGUUACGUCAUGGUAUAUUUUGGCCGUCAGGGAUUGCACCACGAAGUGCAACUCGAAGAAAAACCUUAUGAUUGGACAAAUAAUAACAAGAACCCCUUUUCCUAUUGGACGUUUGCUUUGCUGGAACUUUUAUUGGAUGUUUAGAUUUAUUGCACCAUCUAUUGUUUAAUCUUAUAUAAAUUUGAGCUUUUAGUUUAGAGAUUUAGAGGAGUUGUAAUUUAGACGCUAGUUUGACGCUGAUGAAGAUAAAGAUAAAGACCAGGCCGUCGCCGUUUCUCUCUCUGACGUUCUCCUGCCGCCGCUAAAGUAAAGAUUCAGAAGCAAGGUCGUAAGUUAAAGCCCUGAAUUUUAUUGGUAUCUGUUAAAGUAGUAAGAACUCACGCAAUUUCAUGUUAUACUUAACACUGUCGUUCAACCUCAAGUAUAACAAUAUUCCAGGGGGUAUCAGACAAAUGUAUGCUUUUUCCAGGGGGUUGAAAGAAGAAAAUAUAUGAAGUUUUCCAAGCAGUAUUAAAAAAUGUACGAUGUUUUCUCAAAUGGGUUAAGAAAAUUCAUUAAAAUGAAUGAUAUGAAUUUUCCGGGGAGUUGAAAGAAUCAAAAUCAGAGUGGUCAUGAUUUUCAAAUUCACUUUCUGGGGGAUAUAUGAUUAGCAAAAAUUUUACUUCCAUCCCCCUGUAUGGAGAAAAAAUGGAAUAGCCCCUAGCGUCUUCAAAUGUUUCAGGGUAUGUGAAAAAUACUUGGGUACAGUGGCGUACCCAAGGGGGGGAAUAGGGGGGUACGGACCCCCCCCCACUUUUCUAAAAUAUAAUCCUCGAGAUUUGUCCAAAAACGCUGUAAAACUCAUUGGGGGGGGGUGUGUAGUUUACUGUAUGCUUGUGUCAAUAACAAUUGUAAAAUACUUUGCUAAUUACUGUAUUUAACAUGAAUCAAUUAAUGGCGGAAAAUUUUGCAAAAAGGGCGUUUCCCCGCAUUUGCGAGUGUUUUAAAGGCGUGGUCCAAAAAAAUUUCUGGGGACUUCGCCCCAGACCCCCUCACUACUCCGGCCCUGGGUACGCCACUGCUUGGGCACAGACAAAUACGAAAAAUGUUAAACGCUUUUCAUGAAAAUAUGCAGUCAAUAGAUUUUUAAAAGUUUUCGGAUUUACACAAUUGCUUGCUGUGAAACAGAAUGAGAAGCAUGAGAAACAGCGAUUUCUAGCAAUGUAUCCUUUUUUCUUGUUAGCAAGUAAUUGGCUUUUUGUGUUUCUGGACGUUUUGCAACGCGGCCGCGUCUUUGCGCUUUAUUUCAUUGCGGAUUGCGGAUUUUGGCUGAUUUUUGCACGGUUUGGCGGCUUCAGGACCCCCUAUAAUAGGCCCCCUUUUAAGAUAAGUCUGAAAAUCUGACUGUCUUACGUGCGAACGGUGAGACAGUCUGGAUCCCUGACCCAAACUAUAUAUUCUAGACCAAAAGUAAUCGCAAUACCUACUCGUGUAAAUGAUUUUUUUCCGAAUAAGCUCGAAAACAAUAUUGAAACAAUAUAAACAAUAUAAAACAAUAUUUUUGACAACGUAAACAUUGCCAAGUGCCUAGGCCAGUGCCUGUACGAAUGCCGCAGCCAGAAAAUUUUUGUUAAAAAUAUUAAAACCCCAUUUACCAAAACAAUUUAUAGCUUGAAACCUUCGAAAUGAUUAUGGCAAGCUGAUACAGUAUAGCUGAUCUUUCAAAUUUAUGCCAAUUUUCGAAAAUAUUGAUUAUCCUUCGUCCGCGUUGCAAUUUCCCAUACUGAGCCCUUAUUAUAUCCGUGAUAUUCUUUUUGCCAGUAUUUUCCUUUGAGUGAUUCUAGCGCCUUCGGCGCCUAUUAUUGUGAACUUGUGAACCACUGAGCUGAGUGAGGGAGAGGCUGGACGUUCCGCCAUUGCUUCUUGAGAGUUCUUGUGAAUAACAAAAUAGAAGAACAUAGUCGAAUAUAUAUCAAUGAAUAUAAUUGAUUCCAAAAUAGACAUCGAAGAUGAAAAUGAUGUUGGUUUACUUGAGGGAGGUCAAACAUGCCUCGGUGAAGCGACAGACGUUGAAAGAGUUCUUGAUUCCAAAUGUCCUUGCCUGAGAUCGAAAUGUUUCCAUUUUUCGUGGACAUUUUUUUUAUAUGGAAUAACUGCUUUGGGACUGGUAUUUUUCUGCCGUCAAUACUUGAAAACCUUCCUUGCGUGGUUACAGCAUCUGGACAAAUGGAUAUCUGGAAUGAUUUUUGUGAUAAUGUUUACUGUGGUUUCUUUCCCUAUGACAUGGGGCUAUAUUGUUUUAAAUCUUGCAGCAGGCUAUAUUUAUGGAUUUAUUGCGGGAUUGGUCACGGUUAGUUUUUCAGUUGCUUUUGGUGUCACAGCUUCAGUCAUUAUUUGUAGGAAGUUUCUUAGAAGUUUUGUUCAAUCGAAAUUGCAAUCAUCUCACCUCAAAGCAAUUAUUCAGGUUAUUGAGAGUAGGAGAGGGUUCAAAGUCGUCCUGCUGACACGCCUUACACCAAUUCCGUUUGGACUGCAGAACGGGCUAUUUGCGAUAACAAACAUCAGUAUAUCGCGGUUAUCAAUGGCAUCUGCGAUUGGGCUACUGCCAACUCAAGCUCUGAAUUCUUACAUUGGUUCAACACUAAGAACUAUAAAUGAUGUGGUAAAUCAAGAAAAGUCAAAAGGUUACCUCAUCAUCUUUUUUCAAGUUAUGAUUAGCUUGUGCCUUAUGUGGUAUGUAAUUAAAAGAGCAAGAUAUGAGCUCAACAAAGUAUGUCUUCCAGAGUCAACAAGAUGUUUAUUAACGGCACAAAAUGGUAUACAAUCCAAUUCUCCAGUGAUGAAUGGCUUCCGACAUUCUAGUUCUACGCUUGAACAGUAUGAUUUGGUUUCAGAUGUAGAGGUUUUGCGAGAGAAAGAUGAAAGUAAACCUGGACAUAAACGAGCAAAGUCUGCAUCUGCUAUUCUUAUUGAUACUGUUGAAAAGUAAAAUUACAUAUGAUGCGCAAAAUCGUUGAAAAGUAAUAUUACACAUGAUAUGGAAAAUUUACGUCAGUUUUUAAUUAAUUGCUGAUUUAUUUUCUACAGAACAACAAAAUAUUCAAAUUCAAUAUUUAACCAUGUGCUUAUCAAUCUUGCAGUGCUUGCUGUAAUUUGCGAUUUAACGCCGAAAGUUAGUACAAAAUGUUGUUACGCGUGCUAUACCAUUGAUUGAUGUAGAUCGUUUGAAUUGGGGGUAAUCGAAUGCUUUUGUCUAUAGGAGAAAUGUUUUUUGAUGAAGCUGAAAUGAUAUGUUUCGAAAUGAUAAAGUCCAUGUUUUUCCACCUUGUACCUACUAAUCAAAAAGUGGUCUUUCAACAAUAAGAUUAGGGCUAUUACCAAUGCCAAGUUUCUUAACAAUUACUUUGUAGGGUCGAGUUUUAUUUGUGAAAAUUCAGCAUACACGUGCACUGCCUUUCACACUUAAUUCAUUUCACAGUACCUCCUAUGACGCUUAAUAUUUGCAGAAUUCUCGCGGUUCUUGGUCUAAUCGUAAGUGCCCACAGGCCACGCGUGUUCUCAUUUGAAUAGGUUAUAACAAAAAUACCUUAACGAAAACGUUUUGAAAUUCAGCGUGGCUAAAUAUUUACAUAGAAAGAGUAGCAAGAAAAGGUUAAAGCAUGAGGUACUUACUGAAGAAAGAGACACAAAACCCUAAGAAGAUAACUAAUGAGUAUGAAGGUGUAGUUAUAAGGAACAAUUAAUUAUUCAAGGGACAACUCCCGUCGAGGGGCGAUUCACUCUUGCAAAUAGCGUACGAGAUUUUGCCUAAAACAAAAGGAUUUUUGAGAAUUUUCAGAUAAAACAAUAGGAUUUUCACGAAAGCUGUACGAGAUUUUCUUAGAGUGAUUUGCCCCUCGACUCACGUAACAAACAAAUAAAACCAACGUUUCAUCGUUAUGGUUCUAGCUACCUCAAUUACACGUUUAAACACUAAUUGCUGGCGAACAUAAAACUUGCAUUUUUGGUGUAAUGUCAUAAAAACAUAUAUUUAUCUCAGAUCCGCUCAUUUAUCGCUACAGUUUAGUUCCAAAUGCUUGUUUGUAUAAAUUCACACAGGUCCACGCUCUACAGGACCUAUUCUUCAUUUAAUAAACUUUGUGGAUCAUUUAUGCUAUUUUUGUAAUUGAUGAUUCAUUGUUAGUAUCGUAUUUGAUGAUUUAUUGUUAGUUUCGUAAUUGUUCUUGUGAAUACGUUUUUAACAUGCACAAUUAUCUGAAA
This is a messenger RNA of Rhopilema esculentum, 4331 nucleotides long. The record is from RefSeq and is a predicted model, not a curated record. Lineage: Eukaryota; Metazoa; Cnidaria; Scyphozoa; Rhizostomeae; Rhizostomatidae.